This is a messenger RNA of Cylicostephanus goldi, 788 nucleotides long. The record is from the annotation of a GenBank genome assembly. NCBI's taxonomy places the organism in Eukaryota, Metazoa, Nematoda, Chromadorea, Rhabditida, Strongylidae.
AUGCUCGCUCAAGGGGUGCCAGAAGUGAAACACAAAUCGAUCCCCGACGAACUUUCUGGAAGUGUUGUGAGCCUGGCGGGUCGGGUCUCAGCAUCUCGCACUUAUUGUUCGGUAUCCCUGGCUGUAUCGUUAAUUCGGCAUGUGAGCGUGCAUGCGCGAGUUUUCGCCUCGCUGCCAUCGACUCCUUCGGGGGCAGAACCUCGAGAUGCGAUCGCGCAUGCCGUUUUCUUUGGCCCCGUGUUACAUACUCGAACCUGUUACCGAGAUUAUUCGCUUAACGACAAGAGAGGCAAGCCGCCGCACCCAUUCUUUGAACGAGACGUCCAACAAACACACGCGAAAUCUGACAACGAACUAGAAGAAAAGCGCUCCACCUUUCCUCAUUCGCAGCAUCACAUUCAAAAUCCAUUGUGUAUUGUGGGCAGACUCGUGCAAGUGAACAACUGGAAGGCGCUGCCAUUCGAACAGAUCACCGAUAAUCCGGAUGAGACUGUGCACUCACUAUUCAAAGACAUUUCCGGACACAUCACUCUUCGAAUUCUCACCAAACCAAGCACUUCCGACUCAGCUAGUACCCAAUGUAUAACAGAUCUCAAACAGCGACUCCUAAAAACGGCGGUCUCCAAGAACCCACAGAUUCUAAACAGUGUGGAUAACCAACAAAUUAAAGAAUUGAUCAAUCAAGUUAUCGCCGGUGACGAUCCAGCAAUGCUGAAUCACGAGCAGAUCAACUCCAUCAACGAGUGGCUCGAGACGCUCGACCAGGGUGACGAGCGACGAAGGUAAGU